UAUCACCCCAGACCAAAGCUAGUUUUAAUUUUCAGCUAUGCGGUUCAAAGAAACAGAUCAGCUCCCUAUUAUUUCUCCUUCCCUCUCCCCAACAAGGUGGUGGUCGGAGGAGACAGUGGCGAUAGUGACUGGAGCAAACAAAGGAAUUGGGUUUGCCCUGGUGAAGAGAAUGGCGGAGUUGGGUCUGAAGGUGAUAUUAACAGCUAGAGACAUUGAAAGGGGUUGCAAGGCCGUGGAAGCACUUAGGGCUCAAGGUCUUCAUAACAUUACUUUUUUCUGCCUCGACGUUUCUGAUCCUUGUUCUAUCAAAACCUUCGUAUCCUGGUUCUCUGAAAACUUUGUAGCCUUGGAUAUUCUUGUGAACAACGCAGCAGUUUCGUUCAAUGAAAUCAAUGAAAAUUCAGUUGAACAUGCCGACACCGUAAUCAGAACCAAUUUCAAAGGACCAAAGUUACUGACUGAGGCUCUGUUGCCCAUGUUCCGUACCUCGUCAGCCAUCAGUCGAAUACUCAAUGUCAGUUCCAGACUUGGUUCCCUAAAUAAGGUGGGAAACCCUAGCAUAAGAGAGGUUCUACGAAGUGAGAAACUAUCGGAGGACGAUAUUGAGGGAGUUGUAGGUUUAUUUCUGGAACAAGUGAAGACUGGGACAUGGAAGACCCGAGGUUGGCCUGAACUGUGGACGGACUAUGCGGUGUCGAAGCUUGCACUGAAUGCCUAUACUAGGGUUUUGGCAAAGCGCUAUGAAGGAAGGGGUUUGAGUGUGAAUAGCUUCUGUCCCGGCUUCACUCAGACAUCGAUGACUCGAUGCAAGGGAGAUCACACCGCGGACGAAGCAGCCAUUGUUGCUGCUAGGCUGGCUUUACUUCCUCAGGAGAAAAUACAAAGUGGUAAGUUUUUCUUAUGGGGUAGUGGCAGUAGUACUAGUAUCAGCAGUAAUAAUAAUGUGGUGGUAUCGUCCAAGUUAUGACUUCAUAUAUGAUUCGAUCUUGAUUCCAUUAAUUUGGUGAACUGAGAUCAAGAACGUAGGCACCUUUCGCAUGUGAAAGCUAGGUUCUUGGUACGUAAUCCGGUCAUAUUUUGGUGCGUAAAAUUUUAUAAUUAAGUCGGUCGAAUAUGUGUAUAUAUCAUAUGUAUCCGGCGGAAUUGGUCUGGAGAUAAUGAACGACUUGGUGUCUUGGUCUACUCUUGAAAAUAAAAUUAUUGGACCACUGC
Argentina anserina (silverweed cinquefoil) is the source of this 1212-nucleotide messenger RNA. Its product is annotated as (+)-neomenthol dehydrogenase. The transcript has 4 exons. Gene Ontology annotation, cellular component: membrane. Lineage: Eukaryota; Viridiplantae; Streptophyta; Magnoliopsida; Rosales; Rosaceae. The coding region runs from base 38 to 967 and encodes 309 amino acids. The record is from RefSeq and is a predicted model, not a curated record.